Messenger RNA from Diachasmimorpha longicaudata, 3388 nucleotides. Its product is annotated as scavenger receptor class B member 1-like. The record is from RefSeq and is a predicted model, not a curated record. NCBI's taxonomy places the organism in Eukaryota, Metazoa, Arthropoda, Insecta, Hymenoptera, Braconidae. The transcript is spliced from 8 exons. Gene Ontology annotation, cellular component: cytoplasm; membrane. Gene Ontology annotation, molecular function: scavenger receptor activity. Bases 445 to 2238 code for a protein of 597 amino acids.
ACACCGUUGAUAUUUUUCAAAGUAACUCAAACCGUGUCACAACACUUUUGCACGGUAUUGCAAACCGAGAGCACCGAUCAUCACAUUUUCACUCCCUAAAUGAAUAAAUAAACAAAUGAACAAAUGAGUGAAUGAAGAGUAUAAGCGAGUGCCGCGUUGUUACAAAAGUGGAAAUAAUUUUUUGUUGAAAAUCCUUCCAGAAUUUAUCUGGAGAACUCAACUCGUCUCCGAUAAUUGUCCGGUAUUUGGGGCUCAGGGAGAGACUUUAACGAGUGGUUGAAGCGCUUUGCGCUCGAAAAAAUUAACGAUCAGUCGCGGUGAUAAAACGUAAAUGAAAAAUUAUCGUGCUAGUGUUUCAUCGACUGGGACAAUUUGAAUAAUUUUUAGUUGUGAUACGGUUCGAUAUUCUGCGAUAUUAUUUAUUGUGAGUGUUAACAAUACGUCAUGAAGCACUGCAUAUCGAUUUGGAGCAGAUUAACUGGCAGGAGUUUCUCUCCUGUCAGCACAACUCCACCUCCUUGUUCUACUGAUACUGAGGAUUAUUCGGAUAACGAUCCUAGGAGCCUUCAGUCGAAAUCAGUAAUUGUUGUCAACAGAUUUUUCAAUGCCGCGCUACCUGUACACGCCGACGGAAGGCGGAAAUGGCCGAGGAGUAUAUUCGUGCUGAUGACCCUGGGACUUCUGGGUCUAGCCUUCGGAUGUAUCUUAGUGGUGGUUCAACCCUACGAAUUGCUUUUCAAACUGAAAGUGGUAUUCGGAGAUAACGGGGAGAUAUUUGAACUGUGGAGGAAACCACCUGUUGAGUUGUACCUCAAAGUCUACUUAUUCAAUAUCACGAAUCAUGAGGAUUAUCUCGCUGGAAAGGUUGACAAACUGAGCUUUCAGGAAGUUGGGCCUUAUGUCUACAGAGAAUAUUUAGAACAUUCCAACAUCACAUUCAACCCCAAUGGUACCGUAACAUCAUACCCCCAUCAUCCCCUCGUCUAUCAACCGGACAAGAGCAACGGUACAGAGGAAGAUAUGCUAAUUUUACCAAACAUAGCACUACUGAGUAUUGCAAAUGUCAACAAGGAUUCGUUACUGCCUAUUAUAUGGGGUCUCAACGGCAUUAUCGCCAGCACAAACAGCCAACCCCUAGUGAAAAUGACUGCCAGAGAAUUUAUGUUUGGGUAUAAAUCGUCUCUAGUCACUCUCGGAAAUACUGUCAUGUCAUCCUGGAUUAAGUUCGAUAAAUUAGGACUCAUAGAUAGGAUGUACGACUUCGAUGGAGACUUCGAGACUGUCUACACCGGUGAAACGGACGUUCGAUUGACUGGUCUCAUCGAUAAAUACAACGGAGACGUUAAUCUUCCUCAGUGGACUGGUAAAUGUGCGAACGUCAACAAAGCCAGUGAUGGAACUAAAUUUGCAAGCUACAUCGAGCCAAAUGACACUCUUCUCUUCUUUCGGAAGAGCCUCUGUCGAGCAGAACGAAUGGUGAGAAUAGGUGAGAAAGAUGUUAAGGGUCUCCACGUGUAUCAGUACAAAUUCAUGGAGGACGAACUUGACAAUGGUGUCAAUAACACGGAAAACGAGUGUUUCUGUCGUCAGGGACGUUGUCUGCAGCCAGGACUAAUCGACGUCACCGAUUGUUAUUACGGCUUUCCAAUAGCCCUCUCCUACCCUCACUUCUACAAAUCCGAUCCGGCAUUAUUGGAAUCUGUAAUUGGUCUUAAACCCAAUCAAGAAGCCCACGAGUCUUACUUCUACAUUCAACCGAAAUCUGGCUUACCAGUUGACCUUGCAUUUCGAUUUCAAAUUAAUAUGGCACUCCAGGAUAUCAGCAGCAUCGCAAGAGUCAAGCGUUUCUCGGAUAUGGUUCUACCCCUUCUCUGGUUUGAAAUCGGAAUGUACGAGCUCCCAGAGUUCAUGAACAACCGUUUCUUCCUCUACCUGAACGUACUCCCGGUCUUCCAGGACGUGGCAUGCUACGCUCUAUUCCUGGGUGGGGCUAUAUUUCUCAUCUUCAGUAUCGUGAAGAUACUCCUGUACCGGCCAAAAGGUGCACUGCAUACACCCGCCCAGUGGUUUGAGACAGAGCUCCAGAGGAAGAGGCUACACUUUCUCAACGAUAAUCGUCAUUCCUUCAGGGCGAGACAAAUGGACACUUACUACAACUCUCUCCUCGAGCCACGAGAAGAAAUGACACCAAUGACUGCUAUCGAAAAUACUGAGUUCAAGGAAGAGGAUCUCGCCUAACUCAUCUCCUGAUCUAAUUUAUUGAAUCAUUCUUAGUUACUUAGAAGAGAUGACAAGAAAUUAAUCGUCUGAUUACAGAGCUAGAGGAUCGUCACAAAGCUCGAGACAGUUCAUACAUUUUUAGCAUGUCGGUAAAGGUAAUUUCAACGUUUUUAUUUGUUUAUUCAAUCAACCGCUCGACAUUGUUUAAUGAAAAUGGAACCCAACGGAGUACUGGUGUCAAUUAAUUGAGAAAAAAAAAAAUUAAGUUGAUGUGCCGUCUCGUGGGGCAGAAAUAUUUUUUUGUGUGGAAAACCUCUCGCAGAUUUUCAUUGAAAAUCUUUAUUGAUAGCUCUUCUUCGUCAUCAUAAAAAAUUGUAAAUAUUGUACAUAAAUUUAGGAUUUAGAAUUACACCGCUACGUCAGAAUUUUUUAUUGGAUAAAUUUUUUAUCGGACAUAUAUCUCAGGUAUAGAGUGAGAAAAAAUUCUAUUGAAUUUAUAGUUCAGUUUUCAAAAAGUCCAUCAUUUCUGGUCAAUUUUUUACGGCGCAUGUGGAAUAAAAAAUAUUUUAUCAAGUUGUACGAAAGAUAACUCUUCAGGUGUGCGGAAAAUGUCCCUCGAUACUUCGAUUGACUUGUACUCACCGAUUGUGGAGGGAAAUUGUUAACGAUUUUCUACGCCGUUGCCGCGAAAAUUCACGUUUUUGCGCUUUGUGAUGAUUUUCUGUGUUUAAAAAAAAUCACAAAACUGUAGAAUAAACUCGGUGAACUGUUAAACAAUUAAAGAACCCAAGAACGUCAUAUUUUUUCACGUCAAUUCGAUCAAUAAUUGACCAGAAUAAAUAGAAAAAACGUGAAUUUCGACUAAAAGGCUGUCGAACAUCUUUAACGAAUGGCGAGCGAUAAUCUUGCCUUUGUUUUAUUUAUAUUCCAUUACCUACUUUGUUUAGUCGAUGAAGUUAUAAUGCUUCAACCUCGGUUUAUAGAUAUUAUUUUGUUGUUCAUAGCGAAAAACAAAAUCAAUUAAUGUUAAUGAUCAAUUAUUCACCUGACACCUAAGCUCACAUUUGAUUUCUCAAUUUGAUCCUUCGCUGAUUGUCACGAUGGAGAUGAUGUGAAUCUUGCCCGGACAGUGUAUUGCUCAAUAAAUAAUUUUUUUAUUAUAAAAAAA